AUGGAAGAUUAUUACAUGGAGGAAUCAAAUCAUGAUAAAGAUUGUGAGGAUGAUGAUGAUGAUGCAAAAGAUUGUGGGACCAAAGAAGAAGAAGAUAUUGAGUCCAUAGAUCCGAAUGAGAUAAAGAAUAUCUCUAAAGAUGAUAAUCAUGUAAUUUCCGAAUCUGCCCCUGAAGAGUUAAAAUGUGCAGAAUCUGAUACUGUUCCAAAAGGCAUUGACAAUUAUGUCCCUCAAGAACAACAGAUGGAUUUGAAUUCUGUUUUAUUGGAUGAUAAAGAUAAAGAUAAAGAUAAAGAUAAAGAUAAAGAUGAAGAUCGACCACUUCCAUCACUUAAAUCCCUUCUUGAAUCCAUCAAUGGUGUUGAUGAUAAAGAUCAACACCCAUCUCAGAGUUGUGUAGAAGGAAAUGAAGGUGAAGAAGAAGUAAGCACAAGUAUAGAAGGAAACAACACUUUGAAUCUAACCAAUGGCAAAACCGUAAUUUCCAGUGGUCUCCAUGAUGUUCAUGAACGUGGUGAAGGAGAGUCAAGUUUCUCUGUUGCGGGUCCCGUUUCAGGGCGCAUAAAUUAUUCCGGGCAGAUUGCAUUUUCGGGCAGCAUCUCUCUCCGGUCAGACAGCAGCACAACCAGCACCAGAUCCUUUGCCUUUCCCAUACUGCAGACAGAGUGGAACAGCAGCCCAGUCAGGAUGGCGAAAGCUGACCGGAGAAGAUUACAGAAGCAUCGUGGAUGGAGGAAUGGGCUUUUGUGUUGUAGAUUUUGAAUUAAUUUUAAUGUGUCCUUUUUUAAUUUAUAGGAGGUGAGUUUUUAUAUAUACAUACAAAUCAAAAAGAAUUUACAGAUAAAUGUUAAAACGGGAAGUGUUUUUUUUAGGGAGGGUUUGAUGUGGAGUUAGUGGUUGAGGUUGAAAAAUGGUAUGUGUGUUGUGUGUUGUUUUUACUUCAUUUAGU
Messenger RNA from Lactuca saligna, 949 nucleotides. The record is from the annotation of a GenBank genome assembly. NCBI's taxonomy places the organism in Eukaryota, Viridiplantae, Streptophyta, Magnoliopsida, Asterales, Asteraceae.